Seminavis robusta is the source of this 1823-nucleotide messenger RNA. NCBI's taxonomy places the organism in Eukaryota, Bacillariophyta, Bacillariophyceae, Naviculales, Naviculaceae. The record is from the annotation of a GenBank genome assembly.
AUGAAGCUGUUUGAGUGUCGUAAACGAAAAAAAGAUCCACUGGCUCAUCUUUUCUCGCUUGGUAUCUUGGGUCAUCAAGCAAGACAUCGAAAGAAGGUCGCCUUAUUUGGCUCUUUGCAAUUGGGAAGGGAGAUCUUUCACAAUCUAUUACAACAGUUACUGUUGCGAGAAGGGCAUAGUACGAUCGAGUUAGUAGAAGUACGUCGUACCAACACCAACAAUAUCAUCAUGAUUGACCCACGAGUGUUGGAAGAGGAGAUUCCGGCGGAAUGGUUCAUGUUUGCCAGUUCGGAGGAUGCACAGCAUUCCAAUGAGGUCUACAAUGUGGGCAACACCAUGAACUUGCCCGAUCCCAAUGGACGAGAAGGUGGAGCCUGUACCGCUGCGUUUUUACAGGCUUGUUAUCGGGAUGAGCGUGAUACUUCGGUAGACCUCAGUUAUGUCGGUAUUCUGCGAAAGAUGAGAGACGCCAUGGACGAAUUGGGAUUCGAAGAUCAGAACCCCCAACUCUCGUGCAGCCGCGAGAUUGAUAUCAACAAAACCAUGCACAUUGUGCCUCCUGGUUGUGUGGGAAACAAGCGUGCGCUCUUGGUCGGGAUCAACUAUGUCGGACAAAAGGGAGAGCUCAAAGCCUGUCACAAUGAUGUCAACAAUGUUAAAAAGUUCCUCAUGGAUGUGCACGGAUUUGCGGAGAGGGAUAUCCUCUGCUUGAUGGAUGAUGGGGUGCAAAAAAUGCCCACCAAGAAAAAUAUUGAAACCGGAUUUCGAAUCUUGACGUCGCGCAGCAAGCCAGGAGAUGUGGUCUUUGUCCUCUUUUCCGGUCACGGUGGACAACAACCAGACGAAGACGGUGAUGAAGAGGAUGGCUUGGACGAAACACUCAUUCCUGUGGACUUUGACAAGAGCGGCCACAUCAUUGAUGAUGAUAUCCUCAAGAUUUUGGUCAAGCCAAUGAGGAUGGAUGUGCACUGCACUGUCAUUAUGGACUGUUGCCAUAGUGGCACUGUACUUGAUCUUCCCUACGUGUGCGGUCCCGAUCACGACUCCAUGGAACUGGAAACCGACUUCAAGGUACAGCCAACCUACAAUACUUUGAUUGAACGCAUACAGCACAACGACAAGACACUGGUCGAACUGGCUUUGGAGGAACCCGAGGAGGAAUGGCCUGCCGGGGAAAAGUUUGACGAACUCUGCGCCGCCUUGAGCAACAACUGGACCAUUGAGGCCAUCUAUUUGAACAGUUUCUUGGAUGAGUAUUCGGAGGAAGACAAGGACAAGCUCUUUGCGGCCAUUGGAAAGAUGGAAGAGCUUUCCGAGAUCCACAUUGAUGUCGCCAAGGGUAUCACCUUUCAGCAGCUGGAACCAAUGGUCCAGGCAGCACAGAAUCUCCGUGUGCUAAAGUUUGCGGCGACUCAAUUCAACAACAACGGCGCUGACUACAAGCAAUUCGUUGAGGUUCUACGAGAGCAUCCCAAGGUGAAGAAGUACAACUUUGAUCGAUGCUUCUUUGCGGAUAAAAAAGAACAACCACCGUACGUGCCAAAACUACGAAAGAGAUAAAUCAUCAGAGGGAAAUUGUGGCAUGCGGAGGACAACCGGACGAGGACUUGGUCGGUUUCGGAAUCAAUCAGGCUGCGUGCUUGACAAUCAACUAGCCUUCAGUAGGACAGUGUCAUUUACGUGAAUUACAUAGAUAACCUACCGCAGCAGCGGUGUAGCUUUGAUAAUGACAAACAAACAAAAAACGCGCGUUGCAUCUCCUUGUUACGGUCGGAGCGUAUUUGACCUGGACUCAGGAUAGCCCUUCAGCUGGAAGGUGCGCU